AUUUCAAACGCAACAAUUUAAUGCUGAAAAACUACAGAAAACCUCGUCAGUUUGUAUUGCCUAUCGUGUACAAAAAUGCAAUAAUGCGACAGAUGUUUCUAUUCAGGACGAAACAAAAUUUGUGGUAUUCAUUGAACUUGCUCAACUCGUUAAUAGAGAACAAAGAAGCAACUCGUUUGUUUUCGUAUAUUUUUCAGCAAAGGAACUUGCACAAGUCUGUAGCCUUUGGAGAAAAGAAAGCUGAAACCAAGCGGAUAAGAAUAUACACGAGAACCGGCGAUAAAGGAAAAUCUAGUCUGCUGACAGGUGAAAGAAAGCCAAAGGAUGACGCGGUGUUUGAAGUUUUGGGAACCAUCGAUGAGUUGAAUGCUCAUGUUGGCUUAUGUGUGGUAUAUUGUCGUUCCGUAGAAAAAAGUGUAUUGACAACGAAACUUGAAGAUGUCCAGUCAUCUCUUUUCGAUGUGGGUGCAGCUAUUGCCUCUCACAGUUCAAGUGUGGAGAAAACGAAAGGAAACCUAGACCUGGCGAAAUUUCGUUUUGACCAUGGAAAAGUUGAGGAGAUUGAACAAUGGAUUGAUGAGUUGGAAGAGUCUCUGCCACCGUUGAGAAAUUUUAUUCUACCUAGCGGUGGCUUAUUAGGUGCACAGCUGCAUAUUACAAGAGCCGUUGGAAGAAGAACGGAAAGACGAUUCUGGACAGCUUUUCAGCACACACUCCCAACGAUUCAAGAUUCUAAGGAUCAAAUAGAAGCAUUACAAUGCGUUGGACAGUAUUUAAACAGGUUGGGUGAUUUGUUAUUUGUCGCUGCAAGAAUAGCAGCCCAAGAAACUGGAAAUCCUGAAAUUUUAUAUAAAAGGCCAAGUUGAUUUUCUAUAGUGACAAUAUGAAAAAAUUCUUAUUUUGAAAGAUUUGAGUAUUUUUGGUAAUUGAU
This is a messenger RNA of Galdieria sulphuraria, 931 nucleotides long. RefSeq names its product cob(I)alamin adenosyltransferase. Bases 21 to 866 code for a protein of 281 amino acids. Lineage: Eukaryota; Rhodophyta; Bangiophyceae; Galdieriales; Galdieriaceae. Gene Ontology annotation, molecular function: corrinoid adenosyltransferase activity. The record is from RefSeq and is a predicted model, not a curated record. The transcript has 4 exons.